Hymenoscyphus albidus is the source of this 423-nucleotide messenger RNA. Lineage: Eukaryota; Fungi; Ascomycota; Leotiomycetes; Helotiales; Helotiaceae. The record is from the annotation of a GenBank genome assembly.
AUGUAUCCCCGACAUCAUCUCACGACACUCUUCAUCUCGAAAUUGUCUGCAGCAGCCCGGAGUCGCCUUUCCGAAAAAUGGCGCCUCCAAGAGACGUCAGUCCGCGCCAUCACUCACAAUGAAGGAUAUCCCGUUGCGCAACUCUUGCGAACACUUUAUCGACCAACCAGCAGCCCUACCACUCACACUCCCCAAAUACCACACCCGGCCAUUGCAGGUGAUGGGACUGGAGAUGAAAGAGUUGCAGCCCCUCGAGUUAAUAGAAUUGAAUGGUUGCAACAAAAGGGUUUUGACGAUCGGGUGCAGGGGUUGAUUUCUCUUGCUAAAGAACUUGGGGUCGUGCUGCCCGACACUGAUAGACUGAGCAGCCGAGAGAAGGGGGUGGUUAUGGAAUUGGCUUUGGUAAAGGAUUAUUACAAGUAG